ACGACAUGGAAUGGGUCUUGUGCGACACUCGGGAGGUUGUGCCGGGGACCCGAGGUGCAGAAGCAGGCUUCUGGGUCUUGCGCUACACUCGCGAGGUCGCCUGCUGGUACGCAGGGCUCGGAUCUGCACGAAGCCCGGCACGUAGGGCACGGCGGCGCUCUUGACCCACUCAUCCCCAGCAAAAACCACCUGCGGGGUGAAGCUCUCGGCGAUCUUUGGCGUGAUCUUCUUGAUUCCCUUCCACUUGACCCUCUUGCUGAGGUCCGACCCGGCCCCACGUACAGCGUGUCGAGCGCAAAGGUCCCCAUCCACGGUGACCACCCUUCAGGGGCGAUGAACCCGUCGAUGUUGGACUGCAUGAUGAUAGUGCGUGAAAACUCCUUCCACGGCCUGCCGAGGUACGCCGAAAGUGCUGGCUUCACCGCCAAGAACCCGGGCUCGGCCACGAUUGACACCUACACUGCGUUUGUCCUUGCGGCCCUGCGCGGUCACCAUGCACGCCUGGUUGUCCAUCGGCUUCCGCACCACCAAUCGGCUGCUUUGGAAAACGGCCACCGCAUCCCCGAAGAUGAAGUCGAUCGUGCCCGUGACGGUGCAGUCGCGGUAGUACUGUCGGUACGCGUGGGCGUAGAGCGUGUCUUGGUACCCGUCCAUGUGCACGUUGUAGAAAACAGCUUUGUCUCCCGACACGCGCACGGCCACCGCCUGGUGCUUUUCGGGCCCUGCCGUGUUCUCGAUCCCGAUGUCCUUGGCGAAGAAACCCUCGCCAACGGCGGUGUGGAAUGUCUGGGUGCCGUCUGCGUAGUUCUUGCUGCCGGAGAUGCGGGUUUUUGUGGGGCCGUCACCGAUGAUGGCGACAUUGUUGACGUGGCGGGGGAUGAUGACGGUCUCCUUGUAGACGCCGGCCUUGACAUAACGAAAGUCGCGUUACUCUUCUUGGGAAGGGUGUUGAGGGCUGCCGCGAUCGUCUUGUACUGCCCGCUUCCGUCUUGCGCCACCACCGCGUUUGGCUUAAGGCUUGCAGGCGAUGCGGCCAUCAGCCUACGAGCCUUUGCGUCCACGUACGUGGGCAUGCUGCCGUCCUCCGCCAGGAGGAGGCGACGGCUCGUGAAGCUACCGAGGUUGAGGGAUGAAAGGAUCGAUGAGAAGUCAGUCACCAUGGCCAGUGAUGGAGGCGCUGAGCCAUGUCUUGACGUCGUCAAUGUAAUCACCGACCUUGCUGAUGUCGAAGUCGGCGACCUUGUCGAACGAGCGCCGGAGGUCCUCGAUGGAGGUGUCGAGGGUCUCGUCACAGACUUGGAGGGCGCCCUUGGUGCGCUCGUCCUCGGCGGCCUUCUUGAAGAGGUCCGAGUUUUUAAUAGCGUCCUCGAUGUUCUUUACGGUGGACUCGAAAGCGGCCUUGAUAAGCUGCUUGGGGUCGGUGGUGUUGGCGUUGGACAGGCUCUCCUCGCACGUCUCCUUGUAGUCGGUUGGGGAGCAGAUAGCGUGGACUGCCUUGGUCGAGGCCGAGAUGUCACCGCCAGUGUCAGAAGAGACCUCGCCGCCGCCCUUCUUGUUGACGCCGACGGCAACGGCCACACACAUAGCGACCAGGAGAACCGAGGCCAAGCCGGCCACGGCCACCUUUUUCUUGGAAUCACUACCCAUAUUUUCNGCUCUGAGGGGUCCUCUAAGCUGUUUUAUUGUUUCAAUUCCCCU
Molecule: messenger RNA, 1698 nt
Organism: Striga asiatica
Lineage: Eukaryota; Viridiplantae; Streptophyta; Magnoliopsida; Lamiales; Orobanchaceae
Source: the annotation of a GenBank genome assembly